AGUGUGUGACACAAAUAUGGCGGCUGUUGUGGAGAGUGCAGUGCAGUUUGCACCGUAUUCUAGUGCUGUUGACGCCGCGUUUUGGCAUAGACUCACUCAAAAUAAACUUGAAAUAUAUCAGUUAGACGAUAAACCCAAACCUCUACAGGGAUAUUACGUAAACAGUGAUCCUGCUGGUCUUCUAUGUCGUUUUAACCUGGAUUACAAUGCUUUUUCAGUUGAAAAGCCAGUACCACAAAGAACAUUUCCCAUGCAAGGGGUUUUGAUCAACACAAACACUGUUGAAGCUUUUAGAACUUACAAUAAAAUGGAGCUCAUUCAGUCAGUUGGACAACAGAUAUGGGAUUCUAUAAAAUCAGGGAAAGCUAUAGAGGACCCAUCAGUGCUUGGUCAGUUUGUGCUUAUCACCUUUGCUGACCUGAAGAAGUACAAGUUCUAUUACUGGUUUGCCUUUCCUGCUUUGUGUCCUGAGACCAGUGCUGUCAGUGUGUCUUCUCCUAUUUCACUUCGUGAUUAUUUUACGCCUAUGCAGAUUGCUAGUCUCCAGUCAUCAUAUGAUUCUCUCAGCAUUAAUGGCCUAGGACCUGGAUUUUUUCUCAUCAAGAUCUCUGGUAGUACAGUCACUUUGGGUCAUGUUAAUGAAUGGAAGACAUUUUUUAGUGUGGAUGAUUCAGAGGUGAGAAACAAAUUUUGAUUCUGAAAACUUGCG
Molecule: messenger RNA, 709 nt
Organism: Orbicella faveolata
Lineage: Eukaryota; Metazoa; Cnidaria; Anthozoa; Scleractinia; Merulinidae
Product: ubiquitin-like modifier-activating enzyme ATG7
Biological process (GO): autophagosome assembly; autophagy of mitochondrion; piecemeal microautophagy of the nucleus
Cellular component (GO): phagophore assembly site; cytoplasm
Molecular function (GO): Atg12 activating enzyme activity; Atg8 activating enzyme activity
Source: RefSeq, a predicted model, not a curated record